AUGUCCACCUCCCUCGCCCCCCUCCCUUCUUCCUCCUCAUCAUCCUCCCUAUCCCAACGACGGUCCUCCCUCCCCGCCGCACUCUCCACCCCUCUCCCCUCCACUCCCUCUGCACGCCGCCCGCGGACGUCGAAAACACCUCUCUCCGUCCAACUUUUCCAGAAAAAACAUCUUUCAGAAUUCCCGCAUCUGUAUAGCAUACCAGAUCCAGAUGAGCAGGAAAGACUCAUGGAGCAGGAGCGGGAGGCGUUGGAAGAGGCGAGGAGGAUAGGAAGGUUUAUGAGGGAGAGUAUUUUGGCCAAGGGGGAGGAGCUUGUCUCGCCUGUCCAGACACCCAGAGGCGUUUCUCGUCCUCUGAGUCUAACAGCAGACAAGCCCUUCUCCCUGGCCGAAGCUGCAGAAAUUUCCCCUUUCGACCCUGUUGAACAGCUGUCAUCACAGAAAGCUGCCAGAGGAUCAUUCGACGAUGUUAACAGGCGUGUUCCUCGUCCGUUGAGUCUACUGACAGGCAAACCGCUUGUGACCCCGUCAGCUCGAGUGACAUCACCGACUCAAGAGCUUCAGAGCAGCGGGCGACGUCCGCUCAGUCUACUCUCGCGAAGACAGCUGGAAAGCCGGCCUAUGGAUCUUGUCCGAGUCAGCGAGUACACUGCCAGCGAUCUUUCCUCAGCCAACAGCCUCGCUCCUCCCGUCAAAUAUGACAUGGAACAACGCACGCCCGACCUCUCCACCCCCAUCUUUUCUGACACCUACUCUCCCGACCCCACUAUCGUCACCCCCGGGCGGGCUCAUAUCGGGCUCGCCCUGGAAUUCCAGUCGCCUAAUGGCGAGUCUGCGGCGGACGAGGAAGAACCGAGUUCGUCGGAAGCGAAUACGUCGAAUUCAUUCCGCAACUCUACCUACUCGUGGGCUACGUCGUUCUCAGGAGAGACGGAAGAGCUGCGGACGGCGGCGCAGUAUGUGCCGUCGCGAGCUUCAAGGGAGAAUUCGGUGGAAAAGGAAGAGGUCCUUGGGACGCCGGACAGGGCCAAGCAGCGGAGGAAGCGUAUCGUCGCUAUCGCGCAUACUGCCCGUCAGCUUGAGGGUGUCGGAUCCAGAGAAGUCGAAGACCCUACGCUGUACAGCAAACUUGUCAAAGCUUGGAACGACCGCCCCGGUGUCAUGCCCACCGAACCAGUCUGGACACCCGCCGAAGAGGUGCCUCCCCUCCUGCCGACGCCCUUCUCAGAAGUCCCGUCGCAUAUCAGCAGCGAGUCUUCCGGGCCUUUCCGGUACUCUCUUGCCUCCAGUAUCCACGAUUUGGGUGAAGAAGGCGCGGUUGAGCGCGGGGCACAGAUCUUGAGCGAAAAGGCGUGGUUAAAGACACCGUUGUACAGCUCUGAAGCGUACUUUGGCGCACACUCGCCUUCGCAGCCCUUCCCGUCGUCUUCAUUCGUCCCUCCAAAGAGGGGAAGGGAUGUCAGUAAUUCGUAUGAAGCCCGUGAGAGCUUGCAAAGCGAAGAAAGCGAAGAGGAACGAGGCCCGCCUGUGGUGACCCCAAAGAGGGUCGUCAGGAGGGUCAAGACCGACAUCUCUCAACUAAAGGAUGCCAAGAUGGAUCCCUCCUCUUUCCCAGAAAUGCCCCCUACCCUAGGCUUGGGCUUUUCGGGCACUUGGCUCAUGGCGAACUACGGUGUAGGAUCGAGCAGAAGCGCGGCAGGAGAGAUGGGGCCGGAUUUUCAGCACGGGGAAGGUGGGGUGGAGAUCAAGGAGGCAAAGAAAGGGUACAAGCAUCACGGCUCUAUCCACUCUCUCGGCGACCUCGUGCCACAGUCACCGCGACAGCCGCAGCCGCCAGUGACAGAGGGCAACUCGUUAGAGACCAUCGAUCUGACGCUUUCCGCGUCGAGACCGACGAGCUGUUACAACACUCCCGCAGGUCGGCGCCAUCGCCAGUCACUAGACUGCGACCUACCACCGCCGCCGCCGCCAGCGCGAGUAAGACAGAGCACCGAUUAUCAACGCUCGAGCCUCUCCCGACAGCCGGCUUGCUGGACCCCCUCGAUUACCUCCUUACCACAACACAUCGAACAUCAACACCAACUGGCGCCCCCCAUCGACCUCCAUCUUCCGAGGACGAGGGUAGCUCAUGGCUGGGACGAAAUGCCCUCACCACCGCCAAUUAUGGCGGGGAUGGGGGAGGAGAUAGACAGGUCCGAAACGGAGGAAGGGGAGUGGGUCGAGGAUUUGGGUUCUUAUCGUUCAUCGGUGAUCUACUCGUACCGAUCGAGAUCUCCGAGUCCGAGUCAGAGCCCCCGUCUCCCCAUCGCCCAGUCACCAAUUCAACUGCAGCAUCACCUCCAAGUACGGCCAAAGUCUGUACCUCCAACGACGCCAGUAAGGGAGGAAGAUCAUCUUGCCUUCCCCGAUAUGCUGAAUAUGCCUGCGAGAGAAGAAGUGGGGAGGGAGCGUGGGGAAGAGAGAGCGGAGGGAGUGUUGCGAGUCAAGAACAGACGCCCAAGUUGCGGCCCCUCCUCCUACCCAGAUACGUCAGCGAUGGGUGGGGCAAGAGAGGGCAUGUCUGAAGGCGACAAUUAUGACCCGGAAAAGGCUACGGUUUCUUCCAAAUCUCAGACUUCGUCUAUCCUCUUUGUCUUUGGCUUCUUGAUGCCACUCCUGUGGCUCGUGGGUGGAUGGCUCCUCCCAUCAUCCUCCACCGCCCUUUACACUACUACCGAGAAGAGCGCUCGGAUACCAAACUGGCUCUACCACCCCCACCCUCGUUGGGGAUAA
Messenger RNA from Cryptococcus wingfieldii CBS 7118, 2772 nucleotides. RefSeq lists its product as hypothetical. The transcript is spliced from 4 exons. Bases 1 to 2772 code for a protein of 923 amino acids. NCBI's taxonomy places the organism in Eukaryota, Fungi, Basidiomycota, Tremellomycetes, Tremellales, Cryptococcaceae. The record is from RefSeq and is a predicted model, not a curated record.